AAGACCGUAAACCUCAGCUCUCCUCUUCUUCCUAAACCCCUAAAAACAGCUUCUCGAUUCCCUCUAGCCUGAGCUGCACCAAAAAUGGUGCUGGAGGGUUAUUUGCGGCUGCGUUUAACUGUGAUUCGGGGAAUGAAGGUGCUUGCCUUCCCACUGAAGAGUUGUGCGAAAGAGGUUAGGGCUGAUGCCGCAUUUGGGUGUCAAAUGAUGAAUUAUGCUGGUUACUUCAGAUGA
Linum tenue is the source of this 234-nucleotide messenger RNA. NCBI's taxonomy places the organism in Eukaryota, Viridiplantae, Streptophyta, Magnoliopsida, Malpighiales, Linaceae. The record is from the annotation of a GenBank genome assembly.